AUGGCGACGGCUUUACUAAAACAUCCUUUAGAAUGUUCGAUUUGUUUAGAAAAUUUCAAUACCCGUACACCCAAAAUUUUAUCAUGUGGACACUCGUUUUGUCUCGAAUGCUUGGUGACAUAUAUAAAUGGCAAAAAGGAGACAUUUCCAUGCCCAGUUUGUAAACAGGAUAUUGAAAUUCCACAAGGUGGUGUCGACAAGUUAAUUACAAAUUUUUCUUUA
This is a messenger RNA of Lottia gigantea (owl limpet), 222 nucleotides long. RefSeq lists its product as hypothetical. Gene Ontology annotation, biological process: protein ubiquitination. The annotation marks the transcript as partial. The transcript has a single exon. The record is from RefSeq and is a predicted model, not a curated record. Gene Ontology annotation, molecular function: ubiquitin protein ligase activity. NCBI's taxonomy places the organism in Eukaryota, Metazoa, Mollusca, Gastropoda, Lottiidae.